Messenger RNA from Sphaerulina musiva SO2202, 2762 nucleotides. Its product is annotated as pre-rRNA processing protein Tsr1. Gene Ontology annotation, molecular function: GTP binding; GTPase activity; U3 snoRNA binding. NCBI's taxonomy places the organism in Eukaryota, Fungi, Ascomycota, Dothideomycetes, Mycosphaerellales, Mycosphaerellaceae. The record is from RefSeq and is a predicted model, not a curated record. The coding region runs from base 93 to 2591 and encodes 832 amino acids. The transcript has a single exon. Gene Ontology annotation, biological process: ribosome biogenesis; maturation of SSU-rRNA from tricistronic rRNA transcript (SSU-rRNA, 5.8S rRNA, LSU-rRNA); endonucleolytic cleavage of tricistronic rRNA transcript (SSU-rRNA, 5.8S rRNA, LSU-rRNA). Gene Ontology annotation, cellular component: preribosome, small subunit precursor; nucleus.
GAAUACGUAUACACACACCAGACACUCUGGCGAGCGCACUUCCCUUUCGAUUUCGAGCUGGACGCUCUUCCACUCCCACACCCGCGCCCGCAAUGGCGGACCACCAUUCGCACCGCCCGACGACGAAGCAGGUCAACAAGCCCUUCAAAACUCGCCACGCCUCCAAAUCGUCGCUGAAGAACGAGCAGAAGGGAAAGGUGGAAGGGUGGGAGCAGGGCAGUCGAAAGACGCCCCAGCAGCAGAUACUGUCGAAGAUGGAUCGCCGCAAUCGAGCCAAGCAGCUGCGUCAAAAUCACGCCCACGAUCGCGAGGACAAGGCUUCCGUGUUUGCGGGGCGGGAUGCUGCACCGCGCAUCAUUGCCGUGGUACCGCUGUGCGACGAUGUGAGCGGCGAGAAAGUGGUGGGGGAGCUGAGCGCCAGCGUUGAUGGCGACGACGUGGACCUGCAGUCGUCGAGCACCUACGUGCCUCGCUUCAAGCAGAAAGUGCGCUUUCUCACUCCCAAUCGUAAUGUGCUGCAAUGUCUGGAUAGCUGUCGGGUCGCCGACUUUGUAUUGUUUGUGCUCAGUGCCAAUCAGGAGGUAGACGAGCUGGGAGAGGAACUGCUGCGAAGCAUCGAGGCUCAAGGCGUGUCCACCGUGCUGACCGGCGUCUACGGGCUGGACAGAGUAGAGCCGGCCAAGAAGAGGCCGGACGUGGUCAAGAGUCUCAAGAGCUUCAUCACACACUUCUUCAACACACAGGAAAAAGUCCACGAUCUGGGGAACAGGCAGGAAUGCAGCAAUGUGAUGCGUAGCUUGUGCACGACCAUGCCCAAGGGCAUUCGAUGGCGUGAAGAUAGAAGCUGGAUGCUGCUGGAAGACUGCAGAUGGGAAGGUGAACAUGCUGUAGUCACCGGUGUCGUACGAGGAAGAGGUCUGAAAGCUGAGCGGUUGGUGCAGGUUGGCGAUUGGGGCGACUUCCAGAUUGAGAAAGUGGUGGCAGCACCGCUCGAAACGAGGCACAAAAAGAACAAAAAGGAUGAGAUGGCAAUAGACGAAGCCCAAGGAGAGCAGAUCUUAGACCAGGCCAACGAGGAGCAGGAUGAUCUUGCAGAACUCGCACCAGAGGAGGCCACGAUGGACGAUGUACCAAAUGCAUCGAUAGCGCCCUCUGAACGCAAGGCCGUGCUGCUCGACGAUCACCACUACUUCAAUGACGACGACCGAGAUGACAUACCUGCACCAAAACGCCUGCCCCGAGGUACCAGCAAAUACCAGGCCGCGUGGUAUCUGGACGAUGUGGACUACUCGGGCUCGGACCUGGAGGAUGGGGACGACGACGAUGAUGAUGAGAACAUGAACAUGAACAUGAAUGGCUCCGUUGCGGCAGGUCCCGCAGAUGGCCACUUUGAAGAUCGUAUGGAUGCCGAAACAGAAGCUGGUGCACCGUCAGAGUACCCGCAGAGCGAAAUGUUCGAUGAUCGAGCACCCGAGGACGAGGCAGAGCAAAUCGAAGCAUAUCGAAAGUCCCGCCGUGAUGAUGCGGAGGAUGAUCUGGAGUUUCCAGAUGAAAUCGAGCUUCAUCCUGGCGUUAAUGCCCGUGAACGAUUAGCCAAGUACAGAGGACUGAAGAGUCUCCGCACCAGUGCUUGGGAAACAGAAGAGGACAAGCCGUAUCAGCCAGAGGACUAUCCCCGCCUGCUCGAGAUUGCAGACUACAAAUCAGCCAAGAAUCGCGUCGUCAAAGAAGCCAUCACAGGUGGUGUCAAGCCCGGGACUCGCGUCCAUGUGUACUUGCGUAUCCCGCACGACCGUACCGUAGAGCUGCAAACAUUGCCCCAGCCAACAGCAGUCUUCUCCCUCCUCCGACACGAACACAAACGCACCGUGGUCAACGUCUCCAUCACCCUCCCAUCCGACUACCCCGAGCCCAUCAAGAGCAAAACCCCCAUGAUCAUUCAAUGCGGUUUCCGCCGUCUCCUCCUCAACCCUCUCUUCAGCGCAGCAGGAAACACGCCCAACAACGUCCACAAAUUCGACCGAUUUCUCCAUCCCGGCCGCACCGCAGUUGCCACGUUCGUCGGACCCGUGACAUGGGGAAGCAUCCCCUGCCUCUUCUUCCGAGCUCCCACAGCAGCAGCAGAAGACGCCAUCGAAGACCUCGCUCAAUCCCUCCGCCAAAUCUCCGCAUCUUCCCAGCAAAAACAACAACACACCCAACUCGAAAUGCUCGCCACAGGAACCACCCUUCCCCCCUCAACCCAACGCAUCAUCGCCAAACGCAUCAUUCUCACAGGCCACCCCUACAAAAUCCACAAGCGCGUCGUCACCGUCCGCUACAUGUUUUUCCACCACGACGACGUGGCUUAUUUCCGCGCUUUGCAGCUGUGGACGAAACGCGGCCGAAGCGGAUUCAUCAAAGAUACGUUGGGCACGCAUGGUUAUUUCAAGGCGACGUUUGAUGCCAAGAUUAAUCCUUUGGAUUCCGUUGCGGUGAGUUUGUAUAAGAGGGUUUGGCCGAGACAGGCGGUUGUUUGGAGGGAGGGGCUUGCUGUUGAGGAUGGGGAUGGAGAUGAGGAUGAGGCGCCGAAGUUGAUGGAGGUGGAGUAGGAAGUGGUAGGAAGGAAGUACCUUGGUAAGGUAGUUAGGAUUUGAAGAAGAAAAUUGGGAUUCUCGCGGUUUAUAACGAACGAAAGAACGAAUGGAUGGAUGGAUGGAUGGAUGGAUGGACUAAAAAUCAAUCAUGCGUCAAAUCUUGACCAAAGAAAAAAGAAAAGAACG